Molecule: messenger RNA, 664 nt
Organism: Clarias gariepinus (North African catfish)
Lineage: Eukaryota; Metazoa; Chordata; Actinopteri; Siluriformes; Clariidae
Gene: anapc11
Product: APC11 anaphase promoting complex subunit 11 homolog (yeast)
Exons: 4
Coding region: 93-359 (88 amino acids)
Biological process (GO): protein ubiquitination; positive regulation of mitotic metaphase/anaphase transition; anaphase-promoting complex-dependent catabolic process
Cellular component (GO): anaphase-promoting complex; nucleus
Molecular function (GO): cullin family protein binding; zinc ion binding; ubiquitin protein ligase activity
Source: RefSeq, a predicted model, not a curated record
AGAGCGGAAGUCAAAAUGGCGCCCAGCACCGAGAGAGCGCUUUAGCGGUCCACACCGGGAUUCUCAUUAAACAUCUCAUCAGAACAACAGAGAUGAAGGUGAAGAUAAAGCAGUGGCACGGUGUGGCCUCAUGGCUCUGGGUGGCCAAUGAUGAAAACUGUGGCAUCUGCAGAGCUCCGUUUAACGGCUGCUGUCCGGACUGUAAAGUCCCCGGAGACGACUGCCCGCUGGUCUGGGGUCAGUGCUCCCACUGCUUCCACAUGCACUGCAUCCUGAAGUGGCUGAACUCGCAGCAGGUGCAGCAGCAGUGCCCCAUGUGCCGGCAGGAGUGGAAGUUUAAAGAGGGAGAGACAACAUGAUGUGAUGGAAAUAAACGCUGACGAUCUCAACUCGGUUCUGUUUCGUUCUUACACUGCUCCACUUCUACACCAUUUUAGCUAACAGACUCUGAGCCAUCAGUGCCGUCCACUGCCAUGCAAGUUCCAGAGGCUAACAUUUCCAGAUGUUCUGGCUCGUUGUUGUGUCUGUUAUUAAUCUGAGCAUCAGACGUGCUUGGUUCAAAGACUUUUAAUAUUAUAUAAUUAAAAUCACAAACAUUGCAUUGUAAAGCCCCACCGAGAAAUACAAGGGGAAAUGAGUUUUAAAUAAAAAGUGUCAAAUAUUC